Molecule: messenger RNA, 903 nt
Organism: Rubroshorea leprosula
Lineage: Eukaryota; Viridiplantae; Streptophyta; Magnoliopsida; Malvales; Dipterocarpaceae
Source: the annotation of a GenBank genome assembly
AGCUUUUGUGGAGGCUGGUGGCAGCCCUCUUUUGGGCACUCUUGGAGGUCAAGAUAGAAGAUCCAUCAAUGAGAAGAUCAAUGAUUUCAAUUAUCUCAAAUUAGGUUUAACUAUGGAUCGAGUUGUCUUAAACACUGAUGUGGAUUACCAAUGGCUUACGCCAGAGAUGAGGGCACAAGUGUAUAUAUUGGAUCCACAAUCAGGGUUUCAAGCUCCAAAAGAGGAGACAUGUUUGAAUAAAAAUCUAGAGGUCCAAUCAAGUCAUUUGCUCAACUUAGUUGCUGAAGAGAUACAAGGUGAGUUACCUAGUGCAACAAUUAAAAAUCAAGAAGAAGAGGUAAACACUUUACUCUUGGAGAUUGAAGGACAACUUGAAGAAGUGGAAAACAUGCCUGCAAAAGCUAAACAAGGGGAUGUCCCUAAGGAGGAAGAGGAAAAAGCUCAAGUGUCAUUUGAAGUGUUUAAUGGGGAGUCUCCUUUAACCAAAUCUGAUUUUAAUGAUUAUUUUGUUAUUGAUAUGGUUGAUGAGAUUUUGCAAAAAAACACUUAUGAGGAUCCAUUUGAGAUUUACCUUAUUCAAGCAAAAGACUCAAUCAAAGAAUACAUAAAUUGCUUGAACACAUCAUCUUUCUUGGAAUCAAAGGGGGAACUUCUAGAAGAAUUGGGAGGCACAUCUUUUGGCCUAAACCCAAACCACCUCAUAAUAGUCAUUGGAGAAAAUCUUAUGGUUAAUGUAUAAAUUGUUGUUCUUUGAUUUUGGCCAGGAAAUGAUUUAAUUGGAAGAAAUCCUACUUUUUAGAAGUAAAUUGAAGAGAUCAGAGACUUGAGGAUCAACUUGUGCAGAAUCCAAAAGUCAGGAACCAAAUCUGCUAUUUUACCAUUAAAGAAAUUGCAAAAGGAGAC